AUGGGAGUAGGGUCACAGCACGAUCGCGACCAGCGGGUUGCGAGGCUCUGGGAAAUCCUCGAUGCCCGACAUGAGGGCCAAAUAGACCUCAGGGGAUUUAAAAAGGGCCUGAGGAAAAUGGAUCACCCGCUUAAAAAUGCAGAUUCCCUCGUAGGAGAUGUCCUUGCAGAUGUGGACACCAGCGGAGAUGGGAAGAUACAGUUCAAUGAAUUCCAAGCUUUCGUCGAAAGGGCUGAAAAGGAACUCUGGCGAUUAUUUGAGUCUAUUGAUCAUGACCACAACGGACACCUUGACAAGGAGGAGCUGCGAACUGCCUUUGCGAAGGCCGGCCUUACCGUUCCGAAGAAGAAGCUGGACGAGUUCUUUACCGACGUCGAUUCCAACAAGGACGGCGUAAUCACUUUCGAUGAAUGGAGGGACUUCCUUCUAUUCCUUCCCACCAAAACCUCCAACCUCCGGGGCCUUAUAUCCUAUUAUAGCACCCUUGGAAACCUAAACCCGGAAGGAGAUGUGCACAUAAAUAAGCCUAUCCAGGGAUCAGUGACCCAGCUAGGUUGCAAGACCCAGAACACGCACUCUCAAUACUACCACAGUCUAGAGGCAAUUCCAUUUCUCACUGAUGAUGAGCUGGAGUGGCUUGUCCUCCCUACCGCCGUUUCGCUUUGGUUGUGUUAUCAAACUUGCGCACAGGUAUUGACCGAGAGCACACCCCAAAUAGGUUACUUUCUUGCCGGCGGAAUGGCUGGAUGCGUAUCGAGGACAGCCACGGCGCCACUCGAUCGUUUGAAAGUUUACCUCAUUGCCCAAACCGCCGUUAAGGACACCGCUCUUAGCGCUGCCAAGUCCGGCCACCCGUUGGAAGCUCUCAAGAGGGCGGGGAUACCUCUCGUUGAAGCUACCAAGGACUUGUGGCGUGCUGGGGGAAUACGGAGUUUGUUUGCUGGGAAUGGUUUGAAUGUCGUCAAGGUCAUGCCAGAAUCUGCGAUCAAAUUUGGCGCGUACGAAGCUUCCAAACGUAUACUAGCCAACCUUGAAGGGCAUGGCGAUCCAAAGAAUCUCCUCCCAACUUCGCAAUUCUUGGCGGGUGGUAUCGGAGGAAUGGUUUCCCAAUGUUUUGUCUACCCGUUAGAUACCCUUAAAUUUCGCAUGCAAUGCGAGACAGUCGAAGGAGGAUUACACGGCAACCGCCUCAUCGCAGCAACCGCCAAAAAGAUGUGGACGACGAAUGGAUUUCACUCCUUUUUCCGCGGUUUACCUCUGGGGCUAAUAGGAAUGUUCCCGUAUGCCGCAAUCGAUCUCAUGACCUUCGAGUACCUAAAAGUCACCCUCCUAACCCGCAAGACAAGAUUGUAUCAUUGCCAUGAAGACGACGUACCCCUUAGUAAUUUCACCACUGGGGCUAUCGGAGCGCUGAGUGGCGCUCUCGGUGCGUCAAUAGUUUACCCGAUGAACGUCCUCCGCACACGACUGCAGGCACAAGGCACUGUCCUGCAUAGCCCGACGUAUACUGGCAUCGUCGACGUAACGCGCAAAACACUACGAGCUGAAGGCAUACGAGGCCUAUUCAGAGGGAUUACUCCGAACUUACUGAAGGUCGCGCCGUCUGUAUCGAUUAGUUAUGUCGUGUACGAAAACUCGAAACAGUUAUUUGGUGUAUCUUGA
Molecule: messenger RNA, 1662 nt
Organism: Paracoccidioides brasiliensis Pb18
Exons: 9
Coding region: 1-1662 (553 amino acids)
Biological process (GO): transmembrane transport
Molecular function (GO): calcium ion binding; ATP transmembrane transporter activity
Source: RefSeq, a predicted model, not a curated record